AUGUCAUUCCCAAUCGAACUAAUAGCGUCCACACAACAGGAUGAAGAUGUUUUUUCAUUCUCUCUAAAUAAUCAAUCCAACAUUAAUUACAUGGAUAAAUUUCAUCAACAACAAAAUAAAAAUAAUAUAAUAACGCCCACAUUCGGACAACAAUCACAUAAUGGUGAUUAUGAAGAUCAAGCUAACCUUGAUGAGGAAGAAGAAAUUGAAGAUUUAAACCUUGAUAACGGAUACGGUGAUGUUUCCUUAUUAAAUUCACCAAUAUCGUAUAACAAUAAUAUGAGAACGAAUCAACAAGAACAAGAACAAGAACAAGAAAAUGUACGUUACGAAGCAUACCCAACAAGUAGUAGUAAUUUUAACAUGUUUGAAGAAUAUUCGAGUGCUCAAGAUGAUAUAUUUGAAAUAGAUACUCAACCAUCUAGUGCUAUUCAAACUCCAAUAAUACCAAAUAAUAACAAUAAUAACAAUUGUUCUAAUGAAGUUUCUGGUUCAUAUUCAAUUACAUCAAGUUCACCAUAUGCUAAAUUGGCUGAAUGUUAUGGCAAUGCAGCUCAACAAAAUUAUAGACUAUGGUUAUCUUCGUUCUAG
Molecule: messenger RNA, 591 nt
Organism: Naumovozyma dairenensis CBS 421
Lineage: Eukaryota; Fungi; Ascomycota; Saccharomycetes; Saccharomycetales; Saccharomycetaceae
Gene: ICY1
Product: Icy1p
Exons: 1
Coding region: 1-591 (196 amino acids)
Source: RefSeq, a predicted model, not a curated record